GAAAUGACUUUAUUUUAAGAAUUAGAAGUGAAAGGAUUGUGUGCAUUUUAAAGUUGAUUAGUUAGCAACGCCGAUUCACAUGAGAAAGUAAGCUCAGUGUUUUAUAACCUAUUGAUUUUUUUCAUUUUUCAGAAGAAAAAUCUAAAAUGAAGUUAUGAGCAGCCAUUAUACACAUACAUAUUUGCAUAAGACAACAGGAUUAAAGCAGUUCAGGGGAAAGAGUGUGUAUGGUGUUAGCCAUGUCUUCAAUGGCUUGUGUGAUGUGCACAUCACAACGUCCAAAUAAUCCCAGUUUAAGGUAGUGUACAGUAAUCUAUACAGCAAUACAGAGAUUUCUGUGAUGACCACAUGCUAUUAGAGGAGAGCAUAGUGUCACUUUUACUCCUUCUUUUACAAAAGUGACCAACAUGUACUAUUUGCCUGCAGACAGCUUUCCCCUGAUUUCACUAUAGACCAUUCUGAUUCUAAAUAUUGUGUUAAGAAGUAAAUGUACAUCCUUAUAAUUUCAAGAUGUUUUUUGCUUACUUCUCAAAAUAAUGACUUAGUUUCUGAAAAAUAAUAGGAUAGCAAUUUACUUCAUAAUGAGAAAGAAAAAUAACGUAGUAAAAUAGCUUAGAAAAAUAACUUAGUAUAUCAAAGUAAAGACUUAGUAUCUUACAAUAAAUUGAUAGCAUCUCAAAAUAAGGAAUUCAAAUUUCAAAAUAACGACUUAGUAUCUCAAAAUAAUGAGAUAGUAUCUCAAAGUAAUGAUUUAGUAAGGUAAUAAUGAGAAAACAAUAUUUGCUGGAUUUCUUAUUUUGUUUUGAUAUGUUACAUUUUUGUGCACAUAUUACUCAAAAGGAACAUCAGACCACUAAUAAUAGAAUACAGACCACAUUGAUAAUAGAAUACACAUCUGCAAAUAUCACUUUUGACCACUUUGUUACUGUGUAGUCAGCAGAUUUCAACAGUUUAGGACAUAUAGUUAUUAAAUCCAUAUUUGCUAAUUUGGCUCAAUAUUGUUUAGGCCUAAUAUACACUGGUUCAGCCACUCAGGUCAAAAGAACUGAUCUUUCAGUGUUCCUCAGCUGCCCAAGCUCCAUUUAAAGUAAAUAAUAGAACUGCUAAAAUAAUUUAUCCUUUUAAGGUAUAUCUUGAAGUACAAUUCUUAUAUAUAUGUUAAAAGCCCCUGACAUGAGCACACACCCACUUAAAUUGUGGUUACACUGUUCUGUUAUGCGGAAGUUGACAAAAAAAGAAAAAAGAAAAAACCCACUAUUUCACACAACUACGCCUACAUGCAGUUAACCACACCUUGGGCUGAAGCGAGUCAGAGACGGGGGUAUAGGGUCACAUAGAUGACACUCUGAAAAAGGGAGGACACCAUCCAGCAGCGCGCCCAGUGAAAGGCAGAAAAGAAUGGCAGCGUGGGAUCUGUCAGUUAUAGUAGAGGACAUGGGCCCUGAAGCCCCACCCCUCAAAAUCAGUGUCACCUCAGAUCUCCAUAUAGGAGGAGUCAUUUUCCAAGUUGUGGAAAAGAUAAAUUUGCAGCGGGACUGGUCAGAUCAUGGUCUGUGGUGGGAGCAGAAGCAGCAGUGGCUCUUGCGGACUUCCUGGACUCUGGAGAAAUAUGGGAUUCAUGCAGAUGCUCGCCUCAUUUUCUCCCCCCAGCACAAGCCCCUGCGUCUGGGCCUUCCUAAUGGGGUCACCCUUCGGCUCCGCGCGUGCUUCUCCAGCUCAGUCUUUCGCACGGUUCAGGGAAUCUGCAGGGUCUUGAACAUCCGCCAUCCAGAGGAACUGUCUCUGUUACGGCCUGUGGAGGAAAAAAAGAAAAAGAAAGAUAAGGAUUCUGCAGAGGACGAGUAUGACCUCACAGAUGUUCCCCUGACCUCAGUAUCAGUGCCAACUCUUUACAAUGGCAUGCCUGCUCAUUUCGCUGACUCUCCGAAAACUGAGUUUGUCUAUAGGAUGCUUUCUGUCUGCCAGCCUUCACCUCCUCCUGAGACCAUUGCUAAACUCUACCGGCCGGCAAGCAAAGUGGACAAAACACACAUUCAUAGCAGGUGGCUGGAUUCAUCACGCUCACUCAUGCAGCAGGGAAUACAGGAGAACGACAAGCUGUGGCUUCGCUUCAAAUACUACACCUUUCAUGAUGUGGAACCCAAGUAUGAUGCGGUGCGUAUGACGCAGCUGUAUGAACAGGCACGCUGGGCAAUCCUGCUGGAGGACAAUGACUGCACAGAGGAGGAGAUGAUGCUGUUCGGAGCCCUGCAGUACCACAUAGGCAAGCUAUCUCAGACACAGGAAGUAGGCUCAUGCCAGGGCAUGGAGGACCUGGAUUCUGCCCUGAAGUCCUUAGAGGUCAAGAUGGUAGGAGACAAUAACAACUCUGAUUUACUGAGUAACAUGACUGCUCCAGAACUGAAUGGAUACCUGAAAAUGUUUCGACCCAAAAGACUAACUCUGAGGGACUACAAACAGUACUGGUUUAAGUUUCAGGACACAUCUAUCUUCUAUUACAAAAGUUUUGAGGACCGAUACGGAGAGCCAAUCCAGCAACUGAAUCUGAAAGGCUGUGAGGUGGCUCCUGAUGUAAAUCUAGCAGGACAGAAAUUCUGUAUCAGACUCCUGAUCCCAGUGCCGGAGGGCAUGAAUGAGGUCUAUCUGCGAUGUGAGAAUGAAAAGCAAUAUGCAGAAUGGAUGGCUGCCUGUAAACUGGCCUCUAAAGGACUGACCCUGCUGGACAGCUCCUACCAGAGUGAGGUGAAGAACAUCCAGAUGUUUCUUUCCAUGCAGCGCAGUAACUCGUCUUCCUCAACUCCACAGACUGACGACAGCAUCAACACACAGAGCCUUGUUUCGCCUCGCUACACCAAAAAAUACAAAGUCAAGCAGUUAACCCCUCGUAUCCUGGAGGCCUACCAGAACGUGGCUCAACUUUCUAUGACGGCAGCAAUUCUGAAGUUCCUCCAGAUGUGGCAGUCCCUGCCUGACUUUGGCAUUUCCUAUUUCAUGGUCAGGUUUAAGGGAAGCCGUAAAGAUGAGGUCUUGGGUAUUGCAAACAAUCGCCUAAUCCGAAUUGACCUGGGAGUGGGGGAUGUAGUGAAGACCUGGCGCUACAACCACAUGAGACAGUGGAACGUCAACUGGGACAUACGACAGGUGGCUAUUGAAUUUGAUGGCAACAUCAAUAUAGCCUUCGGUUGUGUAACUGCAGACUGUAAGGUAGUGCAUGAGUACAUUGGUGGCUACAUCUUCAUGUCAACACGCUCAAGACAGCCCAGUGACACCCUGAACGAAGAGCUUUUCCACAAACUCACUGGUGGUCAUGAAGCUCUCUGACCGGCACAGGCUGGAUGAUCCUGAGCACUUAUACUCCAGCAGCAGGACUAACAAAAUCUUUGAAAGUAUUAGUAUUAUUUGUGGCUAGAUCCUAUGUCUUUAAUUAUAUAAAAAGUUGUUUCAGCUUGAUGAUGGAAGUGGUGACAUUCCUGAAAGGCUGCAGUGGAUGUGGAUGUUUAUUCAAGACCAAGUAAUAUAAGUACUGCUGUUUUUUGUUUUCAGUUGUAUUUUGUUAUAUUACAAAAGAGAUGAGCAGAAUAAUACAGAAGUAUUUAAACUGAAAAUUACAUAACAUUUUGAUGAAA
This is a messenger RNA of Astyanax mexicanus (Mexican tetra), 3626 nucleotides long. It is a transcript of the gene fermt3b, whose product is annotated as FERM domain containing kindlin 3b. Gene Ontology annotation, molecular function: integrin binding. NCBI's taxonomy places the organism in Eukaryota, Metazoa, Chordata, Actinopteri, Characiformes, Acestrorhamphidae. The record is from RefSeq and is a predicted model, not a curated record. Gene Ontology annotation, biological process: platelet aggregation; integrin-mediated signaling pathway; regulation of cell-cell adhesion mediated by integrin. The coding region runs from base 1399 to 3321 and encodes 640 amino acids. The transcript is spliced from 15 exons. Gene Ontology annotation, cellular component: cell-substrate junction.